AUGCAUUCAUGCUAUGACAUAAUUAUCGAUAAAGAUAAAGGUGUAAUAAAGUUCAGAUAUAGUAACCAUACACUUGAUCGAGAAGGUGAAGAUUUUGGACAAGUUAUCGUCGGCGUAAUAGCAACUGAUAAAGGAGAACAUCCUAAAAAUUCCUCAACAAUGGAGUUCAAAAUCAAGAUAACAGAUAUCAAUGAUCAGGUUCCAGUCUUUAACCAGAUAAAUUAUGCAUUUAGCAUAUUUCAGUAUGCACCUAAUGAAACCCCUAUAGGAGAGGUGAAAGCAGUUGAUCUUGACGAGAAGCCUGAAACAUUAUAUUCUAUCAAUAUAACGGAAAGCAGUGUUGGCGCGGUUGUUACAAUAGACAAAUUAACAGGAGAAAUAGUCAAGUCUGGUAACAUGUCACUUAGCAAUACACAAAAUGUUCAAAUAAAGGGAAAUGUGUUUGCUCAGGAUGGAAAAGAUCUGAAGAAGUUACCAAGUCAUGCUGAAAUCAUAAUAACAAUUCAGUUUGAUGACAAAAACAAUCAUACACCUGUAUUUCAACAAGAUUGGUAUGAACAAAAUGUUGAUUGGAAUACAGCAGCUGAACAUAAGAUCGUAAAAGUAAUUGCAGAAGAUGCUGAUGACGGAAAAGAGGGGGAAGUAACACUAUCUAUUAUUGAUGGAAAUUCAAGAGAAUUCUUUGCAAUAAACAUGAUAAAUGACGAGAGUUAUGUGGUUUUAAAAUAUCAACUAGACUCCUCUAUAGGGAAGGAUCCUACAGUAAUAGUUAACUUGACCGUAAAAGCUGAAGAUAGCGGAAUUAUUCCAAAGAGCAGUUAUGUCAAUGUCAAACUACGGAUUUUUGGCCAAAACCCAGGGACUUGUAUACAAGGAGCAGCACAUUCUAAGGAAUUACUUAAUAUAGAGAGUGAACGGGACAAAUGGUCUUAUGCUUUGUAUGGACUCGUAGCAGCACUGUGUUUGGCAAUAUUACUGUCUUUUGUAUUUCUUUACAAGUGGCGGACAUCUCCAGUGUCUGAAACUACUCCUCCUGUUGGGAAAAUGAAAUAUUUUGACAACCCUAUUCCUUAUGAUCAUCUGAAGAAACGGGAAACUGUAGAAUAUUCGCAUUCAAAUGAGUCUUUUGACCCCCCAGGUAGAAACUGUGAUUUCUCAGACGACAAAGACCAGUAUCAAAGAGUGACAGAGCUUGAAGGGGAAGCAAGAUUUAGGAGACCACUCGAUAAUAAACAUUUACACUCUUCAAGGCCGUUAUCUUUUGAAGAACCAACACCAGACUAUCCUGUUUACGAAUUUGAUGGAAAGGUUACCAAACCUGCAAUCCCGUCUACAAGUAGAACAUCCGAAAACUGUUGAAAAUGUUAUAUGUUUAAUUUUCCGGUAUGCCUACUUCAUCACACAAAUUAUUCAUUUCAGAGUUUUUUUUAGAAUUGUUCAUUUCAUUUUUUCUUUUCUAUUUGACUAUUGUAUUUACGUCGAUCUUGAUUGUUUAUAUAAAAUUGUUUCCAGUUUUCAGUUCUUACCAUGAAUGGUAUUUAUGUAUGUGAUAUAGUGUCCAUUGCAGUCAAUGUAUUUUAAUAUGGUAAAUGUGUUUAACGUUUAUUCAAUUAAAGUAUUGCAUUAAUUAUAAUCAUCUACCACCAUAUUCAUAUUUCAUUAUUCAUUGUCCUAAUUUUUAGGUCUUUUUUUUACCGUUUCCCACAUGAAAUGUACUUAAAAAAUGAGAACAAAAACAUUGAACAAUAAAUAUGGUAUCCUAGAACAUACUUAUUUUUUUUUAAAUAAUUUAAUAUUCAAUGUUCUUUUUAGUUGAAUUUAUGGAUGUGUUAAGUUAUCCAUCCACUCCAAAAACACGUAAAUAAAUACAGGAAACAAACUGAUAAAUGUAAUAUGUAGAUUCAAUGAUAUAAUAUAUAAAUCUGUAUGUAAUACCAUUGCAGUGUAUAGUUUAUAUAAUUACUUUUUGUGGAGUUGAGAAAACUUGAAACAAAACCUUUAAAUUUGUUAUAUCCCCUUAAGAUGUCCCUGCUUUGUAACGCUUGCAGAAUAAAUUGAUAAUAUAUUUCUUCCUACUGUGAGCACGUGCUUUUGGUGUUUUGUUUAUUAUUCUGUCCAACGUUUGUAUCAGAAACAAUCCAGCAACAAAUCCUGAACAGCUUUACUGUUGAUGUUUUUUUCAUGAUUAUUUAUGCAAAAUCGUACUUAUAUGAUUUAAAUUUUUUAUGUUUUGAAUCUCGUGUUUCUUUUUUCAUAUUAAUGAUUUUAAGGUCUUGUUUUCGAAUGACAUUGACUGAUAUCAUUGUACGUAUAUGGAUAUGCAUAUUAUACGGUCCGCUUUUCCUUCUAAACCCUCGCCAUAAUUUAAUGAAUCUUGCUCAGAACCUUUACUAUGUAUUGUUAAUAGAUAUAGGAAGAUGUGGUAUGUGUGCCAAUGAGACAACUCUCUAUUCAAGUAACAAUUAUAUAUGUAAACCAUUGAGGCUGAAUUACUAUUCUAGAUAAUCAUACAUUUCACAAGAGGGGUGUGUCAUUUUAUUGGAUUUGGUAUCUCUAGCUUUUGUUAUAUCUCUAAAUAUAUAUUACGUUCUCUCUUACCUCUCUCUACACGAAUACUUGUUUAGUGAUUUAUUUCCAUAUAGUUUCAAACAGAUAUACUUAAAUGCUUUAUAUUACUA
Mytilus trossulus (common blue mussel) is the source of this 2678-nucleotide messenger RNA. Its product is annotated as protocadherin gamma-B5-like. The transcript has 10 exons. Lineage: Eukaryota; Metazoa; Mollusca; Bivalvia; Mytilida; Mytilidae. Bases 1 to 1359 code for a protein of 452 amino acids. Gene Ontology annotation, cellular component: membrane; catenin complex. Gene Ontology annotation, molecular function: cadherin binding; calcium ion binding. Gene Ontology annotation, biological process: homophilic cell-cell adhesion. The record is from RefSeq and is a predicted model, not a curated record.